UGAGUACACUAUCUCAGUUUUCUCGAGGAUUAUUAACAAAAAGUGCAUUUUAAUUAAUACUCACCCCUUCAAAUUAUUAGAAGAAAACACCUAGUUUCAAGCAGUUAAUUCGGUCUUGUCCUAAUUAAGUCUACCGGUCCACAACAUCUCCACGACCCAAUGCAUUACACAUAUACAUUAUAAAUAAAUACAUAUAUCGACAUGUGUCUAUAUAUAUAAAUAAGUGUGAUAGCAUUGAAGAGAAGUUGAUUUAGCCUCUGUUUGUCCUUGUUAUGUUGUUGUAAAACUUGAAACUUUGGAAGCAAACUCAUUUUUAUAACAAAAGGAAAUCUUAUUUUAUACAUUACAUUAAAGCAACAUGAAAGACAAUUCAAGCUGGUCUUGUUCUUGUUCUUGGUCUUCGUGGAAAAUAUGUUUGUUGUCUGUUCUCUUUCUCACCGAGACGAUCACCGCCGUGAAGCUGCCGCCAAAAUUGAUUAUUCCGGCUGUAAUCGCUUUCGGAGACUCCAUCGUCGACACAGGAAUGAACAACAAUGUCAAAACCGUGGUUAAGUGUGAUUUUCUUCCUUAUGGUAUCAAUUUCCAAAGCGGAGUUGCCACGGGGAGAUUCUGCGAUGGACGAGUCCCUGCCGAUUUGCUAGCCGAAGAACUGGGAAUAAAAUCAAUUGUACCAGCAUACCUAGAUCCGAAUCUAAAAUCGAAAGAUCUUUUAACCGGUGUAUCGUUUGCGUCCGGAGGUUCUGGUUAUGAUCCUAUAACACCGAAACUUGUGGCAGUAAUAUCAUUAGAAGAUCAAUUGAGUUAUUUCGAGGAGUACAUAGAGAAAGUGAAGAAUAUAGUUGGGGAAGCAAGAAAAGACUUCAUAGUAGCCAACAGCUUAUUCUUAUUGGUCGCAGGCAGCGACGACAUAGCCAAUACAUACUAUACUCUACGUGCAAGACCUGAAUACGACGUCGAUUCAUACACUACUCUUAUGUCUGACUCUGCCUCAGAAUUUGUGACUAAACUAUAUGGAUAUGGAGUGAGAAGAGUAGCUGUGUUUGGUGCACCACCAAUUGGGUGUGUACCAUCACAGAGAACGUUAGGAGGAGGUAUCUUGAGAGAUUGUGCUGAUAAUUACAACGAAGCAGCAAAACUUUUUAAUUCAAAGCUCUCCCCAAAAUUGGAUUCGUUGCGUAAAACCCUACCGGGCAUCAAACCGAUCUACAUUAAUAUCUAUGAUCCUCUUUUUGACAUCAUCCAGAAUCCUGCAAAUUAUGGGUUUGAAGUGUCUAAUAAAGGAUGCUGUGGAACAGGAGCCAUAGAAGUUGCUGUGUUGUGCAAUAAAAUCACAUCUUCUGUAUGUCCCGACGUGUCUACUCAUGUGUUUUGGGACAGUUAUCAUCCUACAGAGAAAACUUACAAAGUAUUAGUCUCACUGUUGAUUAACAAAUUUGUUAAUCAGUUCGUCUGAAUUAAAAACUAUUUUCACGGCAUAAUGAUUGAUUAUAUUUUAUCUCAUCUUGUUUGUAUUAUUUGAUAAUUGUAUUCGAUUUAAAUAAAAUUAAUAUUUUCUUGUUGUUUUAUUUUUUUUACUACACAACUUAACAUUCUUGUAGUUAGGGCCUCUUCGAGUACAUGGAUGAAUGUGAAUCUACAUGACGAAACCAUUGACGUUUACAAAACAAAUCAUCAUAUAUAUCAUUCAUUCUAAAGUCUUGUUUUCUUUUCUUUUUGUUUGGUGUAAAGCGGCUACAUAUUCUUUAUUUUUUUUAUUUGUCUACA
Messenger RNA from Arabidopsis thaliana (thale cress), 1764 nucleotides. RefSeq names its product GDSL-like Lipase/Acylhydrolase superfamily protein. Gene Ontology annotation, biological process: lipid metabolic process. Gene Ontology annotation, molecular function: lipase activity; hydrolase activity, acting on ester bonds; acyltransferase activity. Bases 359 to 1453 code for a protein of 364 amino acids. Gene Ontology annotation, cellular component: extracellular region. The record is from RefSeq and is marked reviewed. The transcript is spliced from 5 exons. NCBI's taxonomy places the organism in Eukaryota, Viridiplantae, Streptophyta, Magnoliopsida, Brassicales, Brassicaceae.